Trichomycterus rosablanca is the source of this 2575-nucleotide messenger RNA. It is a transcript of the gene ccdc6a, whose product is annotated as coiled-coil domain containing 6a. The transcript has 9 exons. NCBI's taxonomy places the organism in Eukaryota, Metazoa, Chordata, Actinopteri, Siluriformes, Trichomycteridae. The record is from RefSeq and is a predicted model, not a curated record. Bases 86 to 1435 code for a protein of 449 amino acids.
GCUCGGCUGUGUUCGGCAAUCCUCGGCUAUGUUCGGUUAUGUUUGCGUUUAGAGCCGCCUGGUAGUCGCUCAGUGUAGCGGCAGCAUGGCGGACAGCGCCAGCGAGAGCGAUACAGACGGAGCGGGCAGCAGUAGCUCGGCUACCCCGCUGUCCUCCUGCUCCAACCCCGCUUCCACCACAGCACGGGACAGUAAACAGGGAGUGCUGAUCUCCGCGUUCCGCCUGGAGGAGCUCACCAACCGCCUGGCUUCCCUACAGCAGGAGAACAAAGUGCUGAAGAUCGAGCUGGAAACGUUCAAGCUGAAAUGCAAGUCUUUACAGGAGGAGAACCGCGACCUGCGGAAAGCCAGUGUUACUAUACAAGCGAGGGCAGAACAAGAGGAGGAGUUCAUCUCUAACACCUUGUUUAAGAAGAUUCAGGCACUACAGAAGGAAAAAGAGACGCUCGCUGUGAAUUAUGAGAAAGAAGAGGAGUUCCUCACGAACGACCUCUCUCGAAAACUCAUGCAGCUCCAGCACGAGAAGGCGGAGUUGGAGCAGCACCUGGAGCAGGAGCAGGAGUUUCAGGUGAACAAACUGAUGAAGAAGAUCAAGAAGCUGGAGAACGACACCAUCACCAAACAGCUCACCUUAGAGCAGCUGCGUCGUGAGAAGAUCGACCUGGAGAACACGCUGGAGCAGGAGCAGGAGGCGCUCGUCAACCGGCUCUGGAAGCGCAUGGACAAACUGGAGGCGGAGAAAAGGAUCCUGCAGGAGAAGCUGGACCAGCCGGUGUCGGCCCCGCCCUCCCCGCGAGACAUUUCCAUGGAGAUCGACUCUCCCGAGAACAUGAUGCGACACAUCCGCUUCCUGAAGAGCGAGGUGGAGAGGCUGAAGCGCAACCUGCGCACCACCGAACUACAGCACACGGAGAAGAGGGCUCAGUACAUCGAGGAGGAGCGUCAGAUGAGGGAGGAGAACAUGCGCCUGCAGAGGAAGCUCCAGCGGGAGAUGGAGAGGAGAGAAGCCCUGUGCAGGCAGCUGAGCGAGAGCGAGAGCAGCUUGGAGAUGGAUGACGAGAGGUAUUUUAAUGAGAUGUCCGCUCAGGGACUGAGAGCGCGUACCGUGUCCAGUCCGACCCCCUACACCCCCUCUCCCUCUUCCAGCCGCCCCAUCUCCCCAGGUCUGUCGUACGGCGGUCACACGAUGGGUUUCACCCCUCCCACCACUCUGAGCCGACCGCCGCACACGCACUACGCUCCACCGGGACUUCACGUCCACCCCGGACCCUCCCACGGAGUUCAGAGGCCGUCUCCGAGGAGGAGCAACAGCCCGGACAAGUUCAAGCGCCCGACGCCCCCUCCAUCCCCGAACACGCACUCCGGAGCACAGCAGCCACCCCCUCCUCCCCCACCUGCACAGUCCGGCUCCUCGCACUCCUCCGCUCAGCUGUAACGCAUGUGCCACUAUAUGAUACGCUAGGCUAGGCUAAGCUAGGCUGCGACCGCCGCGGUUCACCCAUCCCAGAAAAGAACGAGUGUGAUACAGACUGAGGGGUUUUACUGGAAGAUUUGGGAUUGUUAACGGACUGUCCUGACAGUGUACACGUCUCAAUUCAGGCCGUUAAAGGUCACUGAUCGUGUCGAGAGUGUGUUUUUUUUUUUUUUUUUUGCUUUAGAAUGAACAAUAAUCUGUAAAUUGCUUGUGUGUGUGUGUGCGCGCUGAUCAAACACUGUAAUAUAUCCGUUGUAAUAACGUCAAUGUACCUAUGACGAGCGAGUCCAUGGAGGAACAGCAGCGAAGAAGAGGGCGAGGGGGGGGGCGGUUCGUGUACGUGUGUUUUUAACGUGUCCGUGUGUGUGUAUAACGACUGUGUGGACGCCCUGGACAGCACGGGAGCAUGUUGCAUCAUUGUAUAAAGCUUGAGGAGGGCGUGGCGUGCACGUGUUAGAGACCUAGAUAAUCAAUAACAUCAUUAAUACAGAGCAACACGGUUUCUAUAAGCAUAAUGUAAAUAAACUGGACCUGAACGUGUACAUACGCUGGAAGGGCGCAUGUGUGCCAGGGCAGUCUUGGGAUGCCAACGAUUAUUGGCAUUUACAAAGCUACUUUUUUUAUAAGGGCUCUGCUCAAUGGUCUAACAGUGUAAUCUAGCAGUGGUGGGGCUUGAACCAGUGAGUAUUUGAUUACUAGUCCAGUCCAGUACCUUAACCACUGGGCUACAACAGCGACGGCAGCUCCCACGCACGUAGCAGGUUGCAGCCUAGUGGUUAAGGUACAGGACACCACUGCCAGGUUGCCACUGUUGGGCCCUUGAGCAAACCCUCAAUUGCUUCCAAAGUUCCAGAAGCUUCUAUUUUAAGUUCUUGGAUAAAGUCUGAGCCCCUGACCGAUUGUUUUCUGAACAUAAAAUAAAAAGACAGUUUGGGUUUAACAUGGAAGGUUGUGUUUUAAAUCUUUAAAUCUUGACCCCUUGGCACACACGCGCCCCUUUACAGGUCUGUGUAAACGUUGAAACUGUAUGUAUAUGUGGUGUACGACUAACUGCAGUGUGGUGGGUGAUUAAAAAAAACAGGGUAACUAAGUCUUACAAUC